AUGGCUGCGGCGGCACCGGCACCGGCACCUCCGAGCCCCUCCGGCGGCGACGCGCAGCGCCCGUCCCGCGGCGGCCCCGGCGGCGGCGGCGACGGCAAGAGCGGCGGCCCGGGCGCGGUGGAGCUGGCGGCGGCGCGGCGGCGGCUGGUGGCGGCCGAGGGGCGGCGGCGGGCGGCGGCCGAGCUGGAGGGGCGGGUGCGGCAGGUGCACUGCGCGCUGCUGCACGCCGAGCUGCGCCUGGCCGCCCGCGCCGAGACCCUGGGCCGCCUGGGCGCCGGCGUGGCCCAGGCGCAGCUCGCCCUGGCCGCGCAGAGCCAGCGGCUGCAGAAGGGGCUGCGCCGCCGCCCGCGGCCCCGGCCCGGAGCGCUGCUCGCCGCCGCCCGCGCCCUCCGCAGCUGCGUGCCCUGGGCGCCCGCACGGAGCCGCGGGGCCGCCGCCGGGACCCCCGUGCGCCGCCUGCCCGCCGCCAGCCGCGGCUCCGCGUAG
This is a messenger RNA of Melospiza georgiana, 486 nucleotides long. RefSeq names its product TMF1 regulated nuclear protein 1 (gene TRNP1). Gene Ontology annotation, molecular function: DNA binding. Gene Ontology annotation, biological process: regulation of cell population proliferation. Lineage: Eukaryota; Metazoa; Chordata; Aves; Passeriformes; Passerellidae. The transcript has a single exon. The record is from RefSeq and is a predicted model, not a curated record. Bases 1 to 486 code for a protein of 161 amino acids. Gene Ontology annotation, cellular component: nucleus.